AUGAGAGCAGCUCAGAGUCGUCAGAAGAGCUAUGCAGAUAACCGUUGUCUCCAAUUAGAGUUUGAGGUCAAGAAUAAAGUAUUCUUGAGGAUUGCGCCAAUGAAAGGGGUCAUGAGGUUUGGAAAGAAGGGCAAGUUGAGCCCUAGAUAUGUCAGGCCCUUUGAGAUUCUUGAUCGGAUUGGACCAGUGUCUUACAGAGUAGCCCUACCACCAGCACUCUCAGGGGUUCAUGACGUAUUUUAUGUAUCUAUGCUGAGGAAGUAUAUACCUGACCCUACCCACGUUAUCGAUUACGAACCUCUUCAACUUCAGAAAAUCUGUCUUAUACAGAAGAGCCGGUGCAGAUUGUUGAGAGAAAAGACCAAUUGCUAUGGAAUUGGACCAUUCCAUUGGUUAAAGUGGUAUGGAAUAAUCAUGCUAUCAGUGAAGCCUCUUGGGAAUUAG
Juglans microcarpa x Juglans regia is the source of this 444-nucleotide messenger RNA. RefSeq lists its product as uncharacterized. The transcript has a single exon. The coding region runs from base 1 to 444 and encodes 147 amino acids. The record is from RefSeq and is a predicted model, not a curated record. NCBI's taxonomy places the organism in Eukaryota, Viridiplantae, Streptophyta, Magnoliopsida, Fagales, Juglandaceae.